AUGCUCGUUCUGAGGAUAUCCGUGGCCGCGCUGGCCCUGGUUUUGAUUAGCGCCUACCCGGCUGACGUGAAAGACAUGAAGGCGUCCGCACAAAAAGCCGCCGACCGCGUCGCGCAAGCCGCCAACGAUGCCGCCGCCACCGCCACCUCCCAGACAGUUGUAUUACCCCAAAAAAUGCAUAGCAAAAGCUACAUUGUCACCAAGGACGGCGAGAUUUUGGACGAAAUUGUACCGCAGGUUGACCCGUUGACCGGAGAUGCGCAGCACAAGUACGAGCAUGAGCCCGACAACAUGCCGAAAGAGGUGAAGCCCAUGGGCGCCACAUCCGUCGGUGAGCCGAAAAAUCGUAGCAAACGAGCCGAAACUACCGUCGAGAAGAAGUUCGAGGAGGGCAAGGCUAAAGGACGAUAUGCUGCUGAGGACGCCAAGGAGGAGUUGAGCAAUGCCGGAGAGCGCGUCAAGGAGGGAGCCCGCGAAGGAGCGCAAUGGGCCGGCGAGAAGGUCGAGGGAGCCAAGCAAUCCGUGAAGCAGGGAGCCCAGGCCGUUGGAGAGACCGUUGGCGAGGGUGUUGAGACCGUCAAGGAGGGAGCCAAGGAUGGAGCCGAGGCUGUCGCCAGGAAGGCCGGAGAAGCUGGAGAAACCGUCGCUCACUCGGCCAAGGAAGGAUACGAAGAGGGCAAGGAAGCUGCUGAAACCUUCGGCGAAACUGUGAAGGACGGCUUCAUGACCGGUGUCAACGCUGUCGGAAGCGCAAUCGGAGGAGCCGCUGAGGCCGUGAAAGAGGGCGCCGAGGCCGGAGCUGAGGCCGUUGCCACCGCCGCCACCGUAGUCAAGGACGGAGCCGUUGAGGGCGCGAAGGUUGCCGGCGAGACCGCUGCCAAGGGAGCCGGAGCCGUCGUUGGAGUUGCCCAGAAUGCCGGUGAGGCCGUCGUUGAUGGCGCCAAGGCCGUUGGAGAGACUGUUGCUGAUGGAGCCAAGGCCGCCGGACACGGAGUUGCUGAGGGAGCCGGAGCCGCCGCUGGAUUCGUUGUGCGAACAGGCGAGGGAGCCGUCGACGUCGCCAAGGAUGCCGGUGAACACGUUGCCGAGGGAGCCAAGACGGUCGCCCAUGGAGCCGCCAAGGGCGCCGGAGCCGUCGUGGAGACCGCAUCGCAGGGCGCCGAGGUCGUCGCUGAUGGCGCGAAGGCCGCUGGCCGUGGAGUCGCGUAUGGUGCUGGAGUCGUUGGAGGAGCCGUCGCGAAGACUGGUGAGGGAAUCGUUGAGACUGGGCGUGACGCGAAGAAUGCUGUCGGCCGGGGCAUCGAGAACACCGGCGAGGCCAUCCAGGAC
Molecule: messenger RNA, 1329 nt
Organism: Mesorhabditis spiculigera
Lineage: Eukaryota; Metazoa; Nematoda; Chromadorea; Rhabditida; Rhabditidae
Source: the annotation of a GenBank genome assembly